CUUCCCUUCCUACUACGAUUGCAUUGUAAACAGCAGCAGCCACCAGCAACUACCAUGGACAUUGCCAUCCAGCACCCCUGGUUCAGAAGAGCACUUGGAUCCUUCUAUCCAAGCCGACUCUUUGAUCAGUUUUUUGGAGAGGGCUUCUUUGACUACGACCCUUUUCCUUUCGCCACCUCGACCAUCAGCCCUUACUACAGACAGUCCCUCGCUCGCAAUUACCUGGAAUCAAUCAACUCUGGAAUCUCUGAGGUGCGAUCUGACAGGGAUAAGUUCACAAUUUACCUGGAUGUGAAACAUUUCUCACCUGAGGAACUCAGUGUGAAGAUUGUGGAUGAUUAUGUAGAAAUCCAAGGCAAACAUGGAGAAAGACAGGAUGACCAUGGUUAUAUUUCCCGUGAGUUCCAUCGCCGCUACCGCCUGCCCUCAAAUGUAGACCAGUCAGUCAUUACCUGCUCGUUGUCUUCUGAUGGGCUUCUGACCUUCUGUGGGCCCAAAAUUCAGAUGGGCACAGACUACAACCACAGAGACCGCAACAUCCCUGUCACCUGUGAGGAGAAGCCCACCUCUGCUGCUUCCUCUUAGGCAGAUCCUGGAAAAGGCGCAAACGGGGGUGGGAGGGUUGCGAGAGUAGAAUCUAACACCACUAAAAUAUCUUGGCAAUCAGGUUCUUCUUCCUUUUUCUCCAAACCAGAGAGCCAUUUCAUAGAUAUCAGUCCAUAUAGGAUUUUCUUUUCUCUUUUUUUAAAAGUUAUUAUUAAAAGGAUCAAGGGAGAUUUAGCAGGAGCUUAGGGUGAGAGAAAGAUCUGCGAGAAAGAAACCUGCCUGUAACCUGUUCAUCUUAGAUGUUCCAACCAAUACAUGGGGCAAAAUGUGUUAAAUCUUGGGGAAAAACUAGUUUGGCCCUAUAAGGGAGAUUCCACUUCUCCAUUUUAAAUUCCACUUAAGUGAAAAGUUGGUCAAUUUUAUACAGACUUAUCAAUAACUGCAAGUUUUCAAGCAAAAAUACAAUUGAAUGUAGAAAAAAAUUUUGAAUUGGUAAAUCAAUUCGUACUGUAUGUGCUUACAGUCCCAUAUGAAAAAUCAAAGGAGGGCUAUGGGAGGGAAGCAAGUUAAAUGUACACUGAUGUCGAUAUGAGGAUUUUCAUGGUCAGAGAGAUUCCACAUUUGGGACACUUUCCUACAAAGCCAUCCACCCACACGGCUUUCCACUCCUGAUCCUUUUGUAAUCUCAUCUUUCUUUUGCUUUUCUGUAAGUAGUUUUGCCUGUUAAAACUGAUAUCUGGCACAUCAUUUAAAAUCUAAUAAAGCUGUAAAAUUUA
Polyodon spathula (Mississippi paddlefish) is the source of this 1322-nucleotide messenger RNA. RefSeq names its product crystallin, alpha A (gene cryaa). Gene Ontology annotation, biological process: protein refolding; lens development in camera-type eye; response to heat. The record is from RefSeq and is a predicted model, not a curated record. The coding region runs from base 55 to 585 and encodes 176 amino acids. NCBI's taxonomy places the organism in Eukaryota, Metazoa, Chordata, Actinopteri, Acipenseriformes, Polyodontidae. Gene Ontology annotation, molecular function: protein folding chaperone; structural constituent of eye lens. The transcript is spliced from 3 exons.